AUGACAUUUGAAUCAUUGUAUAUAAUAAUUGGAGUUACAGGAAACGUUUUGGUGAUAUUGUACAAUGUUCGUUGGAACACAGAUAAAAAUACGACCAGUUGUUUUAUUACUAAUUUGGCUUUGUCGGAUCUUGUCGUUUGUGGGAUAACUUUCCCCACGCUUAUCACAGAUGCGACACGCAUUUUGAUGGAAAAGACUGACGUAUCUUGUGAAUUAACCAUUUCCAUUUUGUGCGCAAGUAUAUCGCUUUCUAUUGUAAAUCUCAUGAUGCUCACAAUUGAUCGUUACAUUUGUAUUGCAUUACCCCUAAAGUAUCCUCACAUUGUCACGCAAAGAAAGGUGUCUAUAGCUUUGGUUUCAGUGUGGAUCACUGGCUUUUUUAAUUUUCUUAUGAUAUUUUUCACAUCGAAACCUAGCGAUGUGCCAUUCAUAUGUGAUGUCGACCAAAUAGCUGUUUCCGUUGGUACUUUUUCUUUUACUUGUUCCACUUGCUGUAUCCCUCUAAACAUUCUUGUUGGAACUACGCUUCUGGCUGCAUCAAACUCCGUUACAAAUGCUUUCAUUUAUGGAAUACGAGAUAAGAAAUACAGAAGAUCUUUCAAGCAAAUAUUUGCGCGAUGCUACAAUUUAUAUGGGUAG
Messenger RNA from Xenia sp. Carnegie-2017, 639 nucleotides. Its product is annotated as histamine H2 receptor-like. Lineage: Eukaryota; Metazoa; Cnidaria; Anthozoa; Malacalcyonacea; Xeniidae. The transcript has 2 exons. The record is from RefSeq and is a predicted model, not a curated record. Gene Ontology annotation, biological process: adenylate cyclase-activating adrenergic receptor signaling pathway. Gene Ontology annotation, cellular component: membrane. Gene Ontology annotation, molecular function: G protein-coupled receptor activity. Bases 1 to 639 code for a protein of 212 amino acids.